Molecule: messenger RNA, 1054 nt
Organism: Acomys russatus (golden spiny mouse)
Lineage: Eukaryota; Metazoa; Chordata; Mammalia; Rodentia; Muridae
Gene: Pgap3
Product: post-GPI attachment to proteins phospholipase 3
Exons: 8
Coding region: 65-1027 (320 amino acids)
Biological process (GO): GPI anchor biosynthetic process
Cellular component (GO): endoplasmic reticulum membrane
Molecular function (GO): hydrolase activity, acting on ester bonds
Source: RefSeq, a predicted model, not a curated record
GCUACGGAAGUGGGACUUCGUACUCUCCCAAACUCCUCCCUCGUCCGCCGGUCAGAGUGAUAGGAUGGCCGAGAGGACGGCGCAGCUGCUGCUGCUAACCGUGGCAGUAGGGCUCGCGCGGGGCUCCCAGGGCGACCGCGAGCCGGUGUACCGCGACUGCGUGCUCCGGUGCGAGGAACGGAACUGUUCGGGGGACGCGCUGAAGCACUUCCGCUCCAGCCAGCCAAUCUACAUGAGCCUAGCUGGCUGGACUUGUCAGGAUGACUGCAGGUAUGAGUGCAUGUGGGUCGCUGUGGGCCUCUACCUUCAGGAGGGUCACAGAGUGCCUCAGUUUCAUGGCAAGUGGCCUUUCUCCCGGUUCCUGUUCAUCCAAGAACCAGCUUCUGCCGUGGCCUCACUCCUCAAUGGCCUGGCCAGCCUGGUGAUGCUCUGCCGCUACCGUGCCUCUGUGCCAGCCUCCUCCCCCAUGUACCAUACCUGCAUGGCCUUCGCUUGGGUGUCCCUCAAUGCUUGGUUCUGGUCCACAGUCUUCCAUACCAGGGACACUGACCUCACAGAGAAGAUGGAUUACUUCGGUGCUUCAGCUGUCAUCCUGCAUUCUGUUUACCUGUGCUGUGUCAGGACCGUGGGACUUCAGCACCCGUCUGUGGCCAGCGCCUUCGGAGCUCUGCUGCUGCUGCUGCUCACAGCGCACAUCUCUUACCUAAGCCUUGUCCACUUCGACUAUGGCUACAACAUGAUGGCCAACGUGGCUAUAGGCCUGGUGAACCUGGCAUGGUGGCUGGCCUGGUGCCUACGGAACCACCGGCGCCUGCCUCACACUCGCAGGUGUAUGAUGGUCGUGGUGCUGCUACAGGGGCUGUCCUUGCUGGAGCUGCUCGACUUCCCGCCCCUCUUCUGGGUCCUGGACGCCCAUGCCAUCUGGCACAUCAGCACCAUUCCUGUCCACGUCCUCUUCUUCAGGUUUCUGGAAGAUGACAGCUUGUACCUACUGAAGGAAUCUGGAGCCAAGUUCAAGCUGGACUAAAGACCCCGGGAGAGAGCGGGUCUGCCC